CGGGCCGGCGCCUCUCAUCUGGCCUCUCAACGCCGGCUCUCUUGCCGCCUCUCCGCCGCGUCGAGGACCGGCGGCAGCACUAAACAGCAAGCAAUUCGCGUCUCUAGCGCCACAGCAGUCGCCACUCCCGCUGCCGUGACCGACUAGCUGACAGGGGCAGCCAUUUCAUAGCACCAUGGCAUCAGCAGCAGCCGCGCCCGCGCCGGCCCCGGCCGAGGGCGAGGCGCGGCCCUUCACGCCGUCGUCGGGCAAGCGGCCGCCGAGCCGACGCAUGCCGCCUCUAGAUACGGCGAAAAAACGUGCGAGGGAAGAGGCCGAGGAGGCGCUCGCCUCGGCCGUCGCGUCGACCGACCUCGCGGCCAUCGACCAGGCCCUGGCGAGCGCCAAGGCCGCGGGCAUCGAGGGCGACCAUCCCGCGUUUGCGAUCGUCGAGCUCGUCAAGAGCGAGAUUGAGCAUCAUGAAAACAUGAAAAAGCGGGCCGCCGAGAUCCUGGAGGCCGGCGUGAGUGCGAAGUCGCUCGUGGCCCUGGGCGCCGGCUUGGAAGCGGCGAAACGCCUAGGCGUCGAGACGGGGAGCCUCGAGAAGGCCGAGUCGGCGCGCAAGGAACUCGACCACAAAAAGAUCCAGGCCGAGGCCGCCGAGGACCUUUGUAGGCGUGCUUUGGAGAAGAAAGAUUUGGCUUCGUUGAAAGCGGCUCUGCAGCAGGCGGAAACAGAUGGUGUGGAUGUGGAGUAUUCGCAGGCUUACAUCGAUGCCGCGAACUUACGCGACGAUCUGGAAGAAAGGGAAGCUUCCGUGGCCGAGGCUACCUCCGUACUACAAGCGGCGAUUGCCGGCGAGGACGUUCCGAAGCUGGAAGAGGCGAUCGCCCACGCGAAAACACUCGACGUGGACACGAGCGAGGGGACUCAACGCCUCGAGUCACUACGACAAGCCCAAGCUGACAAACUGGAAGCUCUAGCGGCGCUGGAGAAGGUUUGCGAAGGCGAGGAUUUGGAUCUUAUAGACGCGGCCCUCGCGAAGGCGUCAGAAGCGGGCGUGGCCGAGGACGCUCUAGCGAAGGCUAAGGCGACGCGGGAGAAGGUCGUCGAGGUGCUCGAGGCGCGCAGUGCGGCGGUCAUGAACCUCGAGAUGGUCGGCUCCGAAGAGGGCGAUGAGGUCGAGGCCUACGACGUGGCUUUAGAAGCUGCCACGAAGGCCGGCGUCGCGGACGACCACGCCGCCGUCCAAUUGUGCCAGAAGGCGCGCGCCGCCGCCGUCGAGCGGAACGCCACCAAGGCACAGGCCCUCGAGGCAUGCACAAGCGUGUCGACGAUCGAGGAGCUCGAGGCGGCGCUGGCAACGGCGACGGAGCUCGCGCUCGUCGAGGACGAGGUCCGGGACGCCGCCGACCGCCUGGCCCAGCUCCAGGCGGACAAGGCCAAAAGAGACGAGGCCGAGGAGGCCUUGCAACAGGCGAGCGCCUCCGACUCCCUGGCUCAAGUGGAUGAGGCCCUCGCGAGGGCCGAGGAGGCCGGCGUGGACAUGACUGGUGCUGCUGCGACGGCGUGUAAAGCGAAGAAGGACGCGCUCGAGGCGCAGGCGAAGGCGCGCGCGGCCGCGACCGCGUCGCUCAUCGAGGCGCGCGGCGGCGACGCCCUCGAUAUCCUAGAAAGGGCCCUGGACGCGGCUUUAGCAUCUGGUGUUGAUCCUGAUAGUGACGAAGUGCUCGAUGCGAAAGCAAAAAGAGAUUUACUGCACACGCGGAAGUCGGCCGAGGAAGCGUUAGAUGCCGCGAUGACUUCUGAUGAUCCGGAAGCCAUCGGGCACCUCCUCGAGUUCCUGCGGUUCAGUUCGCCGGACGCGCUGCCGUCGGACGAGAAGCUGCUCGAGGCCGAAAAGAAGCGGGACGAACUCGCGGUGAAAGUCGAGGAGAAGCGGGCGGCGCUCGGGAGGUUAUUGGAGGCACUGGCGGCGCGGGAUAUUCAAGCUAUCGACGCGGCGCUUGGUAGUGCCGUGGCUGCUGGCUGUUCAAAAGAGUCGGACGAGAUCGUCGAAGCGGGCAAGGCCCGCGAGGCGAUCGUCGCCGAGGAACAGGCCAAGAAAGAGGCGUCCGACGCCUUGACCGAGGCCAUGGCCAAGGCCGCCGACGACCCUUCGGACGAGGACGCCGCGGCGCUGCGGAAGUGCGUGGAACAGGCGGAAGCUCUUAAGGUCGACGUGACGGAGGGUCGGGCCGCGCUGGACGCGGCCGACGCCGCGUGCGCGAAGCGGAAGGCCGACGAGGCCGCGCGGUCCAAGGCCAUUGCGGCGCUCACGAUCCUCGCGGCCCAGGAGGCGCCGACGGUCGAUGAAUUAAGGGAGGCCCUGGCCGCGGCGGACGCGGCGUUCGUCCGGCGGAGCUCGGACGAGUAUAAACAGGUGUCUGAUUUGUGCGAGGCGCGAGUUACCGCACAAAGCGCGUUAACCGAAGCCACGGCGGCGCGGCCCUGCCUGUUAAAGGUGCUCGAGGCGCGCACCGCCGAGGCCAAAGCCUCUGGUUUAAAAGAUGACGCCGCGUUUGCCGAAGCUCAGAAAGUGUCCGACGCGCUGCGGGGCCACGAAUCGCUCCUGCGGGACCUCGCGGCCCGCGGCGACCCCGGCCUAGCGGAAGCCUUGGAGAAGGCCGCCGCCGACGGCUUCACGGAGGACGAGGCCGUGACGCUGGCCCAGGCGUCCAAGGGAUUACUGGACGCGUUGGCGUCCGGCGACGUCGCGACGGUCGACGCGGCGCUAGGGGAGGCGGCCUGCCUCGGCGACUGCGCCGCUCUCACAAACGCAAAACAGAAGCGGGAUCAACUUGAAUCGGACUUGGCCGCGACGAAGCUCCAGGGCGCGCGCCGGUCGUCGCUCGCCAAGGAGCGCGUCAAGCAGCUCACGCAGCAUGAAAGUGAUAGGGUCGCCGCCAUCGCCGAGCUGAAGCGGGCCUCGGCGGCGGCGUGCGCGUCGCUCGAAGCCUCCUUCCGGCGGACCGAGGAGCCGGGUUUUCCCAAGGUGCUCACGGCCGCGACGAGUGCGGUCGAGCUUUUGGACCGCGUCGUCGCCGAGGUGGCCGCUUCCGCGCCGGCGCCGGCUGGCGUUGCGGAGGGGCCGGCGCCUAGUCCGACGUAAGUGUCUUCUACCU
Messenger RNA from Pelagomonas calceolata, 3143 nucleotides. NCBI's taxonomy places the organism in Eukaryota, Pelagophyceae, Pelagomonadales, Pelagomonadaceae. The record is from the annotation of a GenBank genome assembly.